CCCCGCGCGCGCAGCGUUCCUACACAGAGAGGCGCGCGGAGGCGCAGAGGCGCGGAUGUGUGCGCGCAGCGGCCAACAUGCAGUCCGUCAGCAGGUCGUGGCUGCUGCUCUCCGGCUUCGUGCUCUUCUACGUCAUCUACCUGCUGUUCGGCGCGCUGGUGUUCUCCAGCAUCGAGCGGCCGGUGGAGGAGCGGCUGCGCCACGACAUGCAGGUCCUGACGCAGGAGUUCCUCAACCGCAGCUGCGUCAACGCCGCGUCCCUCGAGCUCUUUCUGCUCAAGGUGCUGCGGGCCAACAAGUACGGCGUGUCCGUCAUCGGGAACUCCUCCGGAGCCACAAACUGGGACCUGACAUCCUCUAUGUUCUUCGCCAACACCCUGGUCACCACAGUGGGUUAUGGUCACACUUCUCCUCUGUCUGACGCUGGUAAAGCCUUCUCCAUCUUCUACGCCUUGCUGGGAGUUCCCUUCACCAUGCUGGUGCUGACCGCCUGCGUGCAGAGGCUCAUGUACCCGCUGGUCAUCGCCCCGGUUGGCGCUCUGCAGAGCUCGGGUUUGAACCCUCGCCCGGCGACUACCAUCCACUUCGUGGUGCUGCUGGUUCUGGUGCUUCUGGGCUUCUUUUUGGCGCCGGCGGCCGUGUUUAGUACGCUGGAAGCCUCGUGGACGUUCUUGGACGGCAUCUACUUCUGCUUCAUCUCGCUGUGCACCAUCGGACUGGGGGAUUUUGUACCGGCGACGCAGCCGGGCCUCAAGCACAGGGGGCUGUACCAAAUCUCUGUGAUGGUCUACCUCUUCCUGGGUCUGAUGAUGAUGUACCUCCUGCUGAGCUUCUUCCACAAGAUGGCCGACCUGCACGGCCUCACCACCUUGCUGCAGCUGCCGCGCUGCGACGACUCCGACCUGGAGGACGACAGGGAGCCCAUUGUGGCGGACCAACCCAAAGGCCCUCCGCUAAAAGACAAAGCCGCCAGCAAACCUCUGGACCCGUCCUCCCAGGCGACGUACAACAGCAUCUCCAAGGGCUGAGCGGCGAGCACGGGAGAACAGAGGGACGCUCUUCCACCGCAGGUCCACGCUCAGAUCUGGAUCAGCUGAGAGGAUCGUUGGGAUCAGAUAGUUUUGAAACGUCCCGAAAGGGAAAAGCUUUAAUAGAAGUUUGAGGUUCAGUUUGAGUUUCUGCCCUGUUUUUUUUUUUUUUUUCAGAACUAAACUCAUUUACUGGUUUUAAUAAAUCAGAACGUUUGUCUCUUAUUGGGAAAGCCUCAACAGCAGUGAGGCUACCCUGUGAGGUGGUGCUGCCCCCUGGUGUCCACCUGCUGUCAUUACACUGGAGGGGGUGGAAGAACUUCAACCAAAGUUAAACCGAACCUGCUGUGACUCCAAACACCAGGAAGCUCCUGGAGAUCAACCGUUCUGUCGUUUCUGAAAUAUGAAUGUUCAUAAAAAAAUUCUAUUGAAUAAAGAUUUUGACUGAAAUCUAAA
This is a messenger RNA of Oryzias melastigma (Indian medaka), 1484 nucleotides long. It is a transcript of the gene kcnk6, whose product is annotated as potassium channel, subfamily K, member 6. Gene Ontology annotation, cellular component: membrane. NCBI's taxonomy places the organism in Eukaryota, Metazoa, Chordata, Actinopteri, Beloniformes, Adrianichthyidae. Gene Ontology annotation, biological process: potassium ion transmembrane transport; stabilization of membrane potential. Gene Ontology annotation, molecular function: potassium ion leak channel activity. The record is from RefSeq and is a predicted model, not a curated record.